This is a messenger RNA of Nicotiana attenuata, 3542 nucleotides long. RefSeq names its product probable E3 ubiquitin-protein ligase ARI7. Lineage: Eukaryota; Viridiplantae; Streptophyta; Magnoliopsida; Solanales; Solanaceae. Gene Ontology annotation, biological process: protein polyubiquitination; positive regulation of proteasomal ubiquitin-dependent protein catabolic process; ubiquitin-dependent protein catabolic process. Gene Ontology annotation, molecular function: ubiquitin protein ligase activity; ubiquitin conjugating enzyme binding; zinc ion binding. The transcript has a single exon. The record is from RefSeq and is a predicted model, not a curated record. The coding region runs from base 100 to 3216 and encodes 1038 amino acids. Gene Ontology annotation, cellular component: ubiquitin ligase complex; cytoplasm.
GUAUUAGUACUACUUCUACUUUCACUCACCUCUCAAUUUAUUCACUUCUAUUUAUUUUCCUUUAAUUUUUUACCCUUACAUAAUUCAUCUCAGCUGAUCAUGGAGUCCGACGAUGAUAUGUACGAGGGAAGCGACGUAGACUCCGCCACCGGCGAUGACUUCUACGGCGACGACGUCAUCACCGGUAACGACAGUGACGUGGACUCCGCUUGCGGCGACGAUGAUUUCAUCGGUAAUGAUUCCGAUCAUCUUUGUACUGGUAAAAACUACGUCGUUUUAUCCGACGAUGAUAUUCGUCAUCUCAUGGACGAUGAUAUCUCUAAAGUUUCAUCAGUUCUCUCAGUUUCCAAAACUGAAGCAUCUAUUUUACUCCGUCGGUAUAACUGGAGCGUGAAUAAAGUUCACGAGGAAUGGUUUGCCGAUGAAUUGAAAGUUCGAGAAGCUGUUGGUUUAAAAAUAGCGGAAAAAAUUGUUCAAUUUCCGGAGAAUAAGUUAUUAACUUGUGGAAUUUGCUUUGAGGAUUAUUCAUCUGAUGCAAUUUUGGCCUCUGCGUGUGGUCAUCCUUUUUGUGUUGAAUGUUGGCGAGGGUAUAUUACUAAUUCUAUAUCUGAUGGUUCUGGAUGUUUAAAUUUGCGAUGUCCGGAACCACCUUGUAAAGUUGCUGUCUCACAGGAUAUGAUCGAUUCAUUGACGUGUGAUGAUCAUAGAAAGAAGUACUAUGGAUUUCUUUUCCGUUCUUACGUUGAGGAAAACAGGAAGAUUAAGUGGUGUCCUGCUCCAGGAUGUAAUUUCGCUAUUGAAUUUGAUAUAGGGAGCGAUAAUUGUGAUGUUAUGUGUGACUGCUCGCAUAGUUUUUGUUGGAAUUGUACGGAGGAAGCUCAUCGACCCGUUGAUUGUGGAACUGUGGGAAAGUGGAAGGAGAAGAACUUAGCUGAGUCGGAAAAUACUAAUUGGAUUUUGGCUUACACAAAGCCCUGUCCUAAAUGCAAGAGACCGAUUGAGAAGAACGAAGGGUGUAUGCGAAUGACAUGUAGAGACCCUUGCAAGUAUCAGUUUUGUUGGCUGUGCCUUAAUUCUUGGUCAACUCAUGGCUAUAAUCCGUGUAACAAGUACAAGCCGGGGAAUGAAGAUGAGAAAAAAAAAGAAAUGGCCAAGCAAUCUAUUGAGAAGUACACACAUUAUUACGAGAGAUGGGCUACUAAUGAGAAGUCGAGGCAAAAAGCUGUAGAGGAUUUGAGGAGAAUGGGAGAAGUUAAUGUUAAGGAGCUGAGUGAAUUGCAGAGCAUACCAGAGACACAAUUGAAGUUCAUUAUAGAAGCUUGGAAUCAGAUCGUUGAAUGCAGGAGAGUGUUGAAGUGGACUUAUGCUUAUGGAUUUUACUUGCCUGAUGAGGAGCACACGAAAAGGCAGUUUUUCGAGUUCUCGCAAGGUCAGGCAGAGGCUGGUUUGGAGAGGCUUCACCAUUGUGCAGAGAGUGAACUGGAGAAUUAUCUGAAUGUUGAAGAAAGUAAUUCCAAAACAUUUGAUGAUUUCCGUAUAAAGCUUACCGGUCUGACUAGUGUGACUAAGAACUACUUUGACAAUUUAGUUAGAGCACUUGAGAAUGGUCUUGAAGAUGUGCAUUCGCAAGGGGCUCAGAGCGACAUGCCAACAAGCUCCAAAAAUGCAGCUGAAAGCAGCAAAAGGGCAAGCUUGAAAAAUGGUAGGGACAGGAUGCCCUUGAAGGCAAGAGCUGAAUUCAUGAGGCUCGUGAGAACUAGAAAUGCAGGACUACCUGGCAUUAACAACACUGCAAGCUCAAAACAUGCCUUAGUUGCUCCAGGAGGAAAUAUAAAUGGCUCCAAGAAUCUUGUUAUAAGUGGAGACAACACUUUGAGAACAUCAAACAAUCCACUUGUAGCAGGGCUCAGCAACUUUAUGGGAUCAAAAGAUGCACUUGUAGCGGCGAGGAGCUACCCUAUGAGCCCACAAUUUUUACAACUAGCUGGGUUGAGCAGCGCUACCGGCUCGAGUAAUUUGCAGCUAGCUGGGAGCAGCAAGGUGAUGAACAUUGGGGGAGGCAGUGUGACGAACUUGGCAAAUGCACAUGUGGCUGGGAGAAACAUUCUCACUGUACCAAAAAAUCCACUUGAAGCCGGGGGCAGCAACUCUAUGGGAUCGAAAGAUGCACCUAUAGCAGGUAGGAGCUAUGCUAUGGGCUCAAUGUUUUUACAACAAGCUGGGGUGACCAGCACUACUAGCUCAAGUAAUUUACAGCUAGCUGGAGGCGGCAAGGUAAUGAACAUCGGGGGAGGCAGUGUGACAAACUUGACAAAUGCACAUGAGGCUAGAAGCAACAACCUCACUGUAUCAAAAAGACCACUUGAAGCCGGGGGCAGCAACUUGAUGGGAUCCAAAGAUGCACUUGCAGCAGCGAGGAGCUACGUUAUGGGCUCACAAGUUUUACAACAAGCUGGGGUGACCAGCUCCACUGACUCGAGUAAUUUACAGCUAGCUGGCGGCAGCAAGGUAAUGAACAUUGGGAGAGGCAGUGUGCCAAACUUGGCAAAUGCACAUGUGGCUGGAACCAACAACCUCACUGUCUCUAGAACUCCAAAUGCGGCUUGGGGCAGCAAGGUGAUGAACUUUGGGGGAGGCGGUACAAACUUGGCAAAUGCACAUGUAGCUGGAAGCAACAACCUCACUGUGUCUAAAACUCCAAAUGCGGCUUGGGGCAGCACUGUGGGAAGUGGUACAAACUUGACAAAUGCACAUGUGGCUGGAAGCAACAACCUCACUGUGUCUAAAACUCCACAUGUGGCUGGUGGCAGCAACGUGAUGAACAUUGGGGGACGCGGUGCAAACUUGGCUAAUUCACAUGUCGCUGGAACCAACAACCUCACUGUGUCUAAAACUCCACAUAUGGCUGGGAGCAGCAGUAGGAUAGGUAGCUGGAAAAAACGCAGGACAUCAAAUGCUGGGACACCGUUAAUCAUAAAUUUGGAUGACGACGAUUUAGGAGAGACAACUUCUACCGCAGGGGCAUCGUUAACACAGAACAUGAUUGAUGAUUUGGAAGGUUGGGCAUGCGAUUCGUGCACAUUUCUGAAUGCUAGCUCUGCCACGGCAUGCCUAAUGUGCAGUGAAGAUGAUUCUGGCAAUUGGGAAUGCGAAAUAUGUACAUUUGUCAAUAAGAAGCAUGCUUCUGCAUGCCAAAUGUGUGAGCACCGUAGAUAAUGUCCUUGCUUGCAUAUAAAAAUAUAUGGCUGCUCGGAGGAUACUCUUGGCUACAAGUUAGUUUUUGAAUUAUUGCUACCUUACUGUUUUACCAGUCUUAUGUUCUUCUUUUCGGCCGAUAGCUGCCUAAAAGUUUCAUAUUGCAUCAGUUGGAUGCAUAGGCUUAAGUAGUAGUAUAGUCAUGCAUAUAUGGGGUUCCUGGUAUUUAUAGUGAUACACAUUCUCCAGGUACAUAACAGCUUUUGUCAUAUUUCUUACUAGUAAAGGCCAAUACAUUAUUCUCGUUAUUGUGAAGACUCAAAAUUUGGUACAUUGGCUUAUCUCUU